AUGGAAUUCACUCAGAGAAGCCUCCACAGAGGUCUGAGUUCCUCCUCACAGGGCCCUGCAAUCAGCGUGAGCGGCUCCAUACAUAGGAAGGGGGCCAUGCAGCACCUUGCAGCUGCACCCAGCGUCUAUGGGGGAGCUGGAGGUCAGGGCAUCCGCAUCUCGAACUCCAGACAUAUGAUGAGCUAUGGGGGUGAUCCCUCCGGUGGAGACCUGUUUGUUGGUAAUGGGAAGAUGACCAUGCAGAACCUAAAUGAACGCCUAGCAAACUACCUAGCGAAAGUGCAGUCCCUGGAAAAGUCCAACGCCAAACUUGAAUUGCAGAUUAAGCAGUGGUAUGAAACAAACACGCCCAGCACCAGGGACCACCUUGCGUAUUACCAACAAAUAGAAGAGCUGCAAAAUCAGAUUAAAAAGGUACAACUGGAAAAUGCGCAUUGUGUCCUACAAAUUGAUAAUGCCAGAUUGGCUGCUGAGGACUUCAAGAUGAAGUAUGAGACUGAAAGGGCGCUACACCUCACAGUGGAGGGUGAUAUCCGAGGCCUGAACAAGGUCUUGGGUGAUCUAUCCCUAACUAGAACAGACUUGGAGAUUCAAAUUAAAGAACUGAGUAAAGACCUGGAUAAUCUCAAAAAAGAACAUCAGGAGGAAGUGGACAGCCUACGGAAACACCUGGGCAACACUGUCAGUGUAGAACUGGAUGCUGCCCCAGGCCUGAACCUUGGCACCACCAUGAAUGAAAUGAGGCAGAAGUAUGAAGUGAUAGCCCAGGAGAACCUUCAGAAGGCCAAAGAGCAGUUUGAGAAACAGACUCAAGCGCUGCAGCAGCAAGUCACACUGAGCAAUGAAGAGUUAAAAGAAACUGAGGCUCACGUAAAGGAGCUGAGACGCACCUACCAGAACCUGGAGAUAGAACUGCAGUCCCUUCUCAGUCUGAAAGAAACUUUGGAGCACACACUAGAGGACACCAAAGAUCGUUACAGUAGAAAACUGGCCACCAUCCAGGGAGUAAUGGACAACCUAGAAGACCAGCUGGUGCAGAUUAGGAAGGAUACAGAACGCCAGAGCAAUGAAUACAAUAUCCUCCUUGACAUAAAGAGCCGGCUUGAGCAGGAAAUUGCUACUUACCGCCGCCUUCUGGAAGGAGAUGUCAUCAAAACUACAGAAGAUGACUUAAGCAUCUCAGAGGAGAAAGAUAUAAAGAGAAAAAGGAAGAUCAGGACAGUCGUGCAAGAAGUGGUGGACGGCAAGGUUGUAUCAUAUCAAACCAAGGAGGAGGAAGAAGAUUUGUAAAUGGCUGCCCAGAGAUGCCGCUGAGGGUUUGAAAGAAACACAGCUGUAAUUUCUGGUUGCUGUAAGACAGCUGCCAUUAGACAGCGCCAUUAGUGCUCUGUGGUAACCAGAAGUCGGGACAAAAGCCC
Molecule: messenger RNA, 1418 nt
Organism: Neogale vison (American mink)
Lineage: Eukaryota; Metazoa; Chordata; Mammalia; Carnivora; Mustelidae
Gene: KRT20
Product: keratin 20
Exons: 8
Coding region: 1-1290 (429 amino acids)
Molecular function (GO): structural molecule activity
Source: RefSeq, a predicted model, not a curated record